AUGCCUGCGGUAUUUUCGACACUUGCAGGCGCUGACCACCCACGACUACGCAAGAAUGCGGCGCCACGACAGAAACCAGCACCACGACCAGCUGCUGCUCAACGGGAACAACGUGCGACCCACGCCGCGCGACAGAAGGAGAUGGAUGAUGAUGUUGCUAAGUGGUGGGCAGACACACAGUCAACCGCCAAGCACCUCGCCGAAAAGUAUCAGAAGAAGGAACGAUACUUCUACGACCUAUUCUUUCAAGGCGGGGCUCACAUGGUCCACUCCCGAGAAGCUGUCAACCCAUACAAUGCAUUCAAGCACGAGAAGGCCAUCGAGAACCAAAAAAACGGCGUGAAAGAGAAUGUCGAAGCACUGCAUGAAGCCCAUCAUGCUGAAUAUCAACAGCUAUCCGAGGAGGAGAAGAAUGAGCUGGUAGAGCGUCUGCGGAAAGAACGCGAGGAGAAUGUCGUUUUGCGUCGAGACACGCCGAAGGCCCGUGCCCAAGACGUUGCAAAUACCGCACGAAACAUCACACAGCUGAUCACCGCGCUGGCACGUCGCGUUGGCCUUGACGCAUUUUUCUGCCUGUUCCGUAACAACCCGGACUUCGCAAUGGAGCCAUACUGGUGGUUCAGCAACAAGGCUGUGGAAGAGUACAUGCCGAUUGCGACUCGAAAGACAUGGAAUACCGGUGAGGUGGGAUUCAAACUGGAGGCUUUCGCGAUUGCCGGUUGCGAUGCAUUAAAUUUGCUCCGGACAUCGAAGCAAAAGUCUGACUGGCUGAAGGCGGAGAUCCGAAUUCUGAUCAAGGAAAAGCUCGUUGCUAUUACAGGCAACCCAGACGCUGAGAUUGCCUACCGGUGGUUUGAAGAAGAUGUCGUCCAGAGAUACGACAUUGUCAUUGAUGGGUGGUGCGGCAUCCCCUUUGACAAUCCGAGCGCAGCCAGCACGUCGCUUGCAAAACUCCGCGAGACGGUUGAUGGACUUCGGUCUGGAACCAUUGUGUUCCGCAAGCUGACACUUGCCGAAGCCGCAGAACGUCGCAAAAAAUGGGAAGCUGAUGUGGCUGCGGGACUUGUUUCAGCGAAGAGUCAGAAGGAGCGAAGCGACAAAGGGGUCCCUCGAAAGCGGAAGCAUGCGGAGAUGGCAGAAGGAGAGGUCAACGGCAAUGGCGAGGGUGACAGCGACGCAGAUGAUGACGGGGUGACAGAGCCUGCUUCACGACCGAAGCGCAAGCCACGUCGUCAGGCCACGGGGAAGGAGAACACAAUGGGGGGGAAGGCUAACAAGGGGAAAGCAACUCAGCGCGACGAUGCAGUGACACGCGCAGCUGUGGCAAAGCUGAAAGCCAAGAAAGUUCUUAGUCCCGCGACCAUAGAGGAUAGCGGGGAUGAUGAAGUGUGA
Messenger RNA from Mycena indigotica, 1392 nucleotides. RefSeq lists its product as uncharacterized. The transcript is spliced from 5 exons. The coding region runs from base 1 to 1392 and encodes 463 amino acids. Lineage: Eukaryota; Fungi; Basidiomycota; Agaricomycetes; Agaricales; Mycenaceae. The record is from RefSeq and is a predicted model, not a curated record.